This is a messenger RNA of Pieris macdunnoughi, 969 nucleotides long. The record is from the annotation of a GenBank genome assembly. Lineage: Eukaryota; Metazoa; Arthropoda; Insecta; Lepidoptera; Pieridae.
AUGGGUUUGUGCAAGACUGCGGUGACAUUUGCAAUCAACAGUGGAAGAGCUGGUGUAAGAAAUAAUGGGAAUCUUCGUCUUCGCCCGCUGUUGUCAUGCGCGCCUGUCAUGAUGGUGUACGGAGAAAGGAAUGCGCAUACGCAGGACCUAACCAAAAACAUUCAGUACAUCAGCAACGACAAGGUCAAGCUCACCACGGAUCCAAAGACAAUGAAGCUAGACAAGCAGCUUAACCGACCAAUGUGUGUGAUGAUUAACUGGUUGUUGGCGAGACAGAAGCACGUGAUGAAGUAUGCCAAUCUCUACUUGGAGCAGGGGUUUGAUGUCAUCUCCGUAUCCUGUACACCCUGGCAACUCAUGUGGCCACAGAAGGGCACCCAAUUGGUGUCUGGUGAUCUUCUGCGAUUCAUGCAGGCGAACGAGAAUGAUCAGCCGCUAGUGGUGCACGGAUUUUCAGUGGGUGGUUACGUCUGGGGCGAGCUAUGUGUCCACGUUAUGAAGAACAAGGAAUUAUACCAACCGGUUCUGGACCGAGUGUCUGCUCAAGUGUGGGAUUCGGCUGCUGACAUAACAGAGAUCACCAUCGGAGUACCAGCUGCCGUCUUCCCCAAGAACAAGAUCAUGCAGAAGACGCUCAAGGCUUAUAUGGAAUACCACCUUAAAACGUUCCACGACGCCGCCACAGUGCACUACAUCCGUUCAUCGCAGUUGUUCCACACCAACCUUUGUCACGCGCCCGCGUUGUUCCUACUGUCGGCGAGUGAUACUGUGGGAGCCGAAAGGAGCAACAGAGCUGUGUAUGAAAGCUGGGUCAAAAUGGGCAUGAAGUGCACAUGGAACUGCUGGGAUCGAUCUCCCCACGUACAGCAUUUCAACAAACAUCGCGACGAGUACGUGACCCUUCUGCGUGCGCAUCUACGCGAACACGUCCCAACCGCUAAUCGGGAACAAAAUCGCGCGAUGGUUUAA